UAUGGCCAAGUUUUAAAUAAAUAGCAGUAGUUUCUGUACUCAAACAUCCAACUCUCGUUUUUAGUUAGCAAAAGAUGGCGGCUGCCGGCUUCUUGGUGACUCUUGCUAUUUUUUUGGUUUCAUCAUCAUCAAUUUCGAAUGCUUUUGAUAACGAUCCUUUACAGGAUUUCUGCGUUGCUGUGCCGGAUGCAUCAGCAGCUGUUUUUGUGAAUGGAAAGAUCUGCAAGAACCCAAAACUGGUAACAACUGACGAUUUCGUGGCUAGUGGUUUUAACACUCCGGCGAGUACCAACAAUUCCUUGGGAUUUGGGUAAAAGUGGCUGAUGUUAAUCUAAUACCGGCCUUAACACUCUUGGUCUAACUGUACUUCGUGUUGACUUUGAGCCAGAUGGUGUCGUACCUCCUCACACGCAUCCUCGUGCUACUGAGGCCAUUGUGGUGUUGGAGGGUACAAUCUAUGCUGGUUUUGUCACCUCCAAUCCAACUGAUAACACGAAAAAUAACGUUGUUCGCUAAGAUUUUGAAGCCUGGAGAUGUCUUUGUCUUCCAAUUGGCCUAGUUCAUUUUCAACGAAAUGUGGGGAAAACAAAGGGUAUGGCAAUUGUGGCUUUUAAUAGCCAGAAUCCUGGUGUCAUCACAAUCGGAAACGCAGUUUUUGGGUCAGAGCCGCACAUUGCCCCUGAAGUCCUCACUAAAUCAUUUCAGGUAGACGAGAAAGUAAUUGAGAGUACCUCGAGUCAAAGUUCUAAUGGAGCCUUUUUUUUGUUGUCGUAUCUAGUCAACUCUUUCCCUAUUUAAAUUUAGAUUGAUGUUGAAUGUUGGAUGUCUAUUUUUGCAAAGUUUGCUACAGCAAACUUUUUUCUAGAUUACUUGUUUUUGGUGUUUUCUUUGAUUGGACAAAUCAGUGUAACAAUUAGAGUAUACAAUAAUGUGU
Molecule: messenger RNA, 934 nt
Organism: Coffea arabica (coffee)
Lineage: Eukaryota; Viridiplantae; Streptophyta; Magnoliopsida; Gentianales; Rubiaceae
Product: germin-like protein subfamily 1 member 7
Molecular function (GO): manganese ion binding
Source: RefSeq, a predicted model, not a curated record